UGCAAGAGCCACAGAGGAUUCCAGAUACCCCACCAAACAUGAGGUCGAGACCACGGCUCAAUGAUUGGUGGAGUACGACCCAAUGAUAAAAGACAGGUCAUCUGACAGAGCAUGUUACUAAAAAGCUAAUGAAGAGACUCUCAAAUGUCAGAAGGCCAAAUGGAUGCAGAUGUUAGAACCAGUGACUACGAUGGAGAUUCCAGUGCAUCAACCAUUAUUCUGGAACAGUUACCUAAUAGAGCCAGCACCCCAGUACAACACCAGAAUAGCAGUGAUGAAGCAAAUGACCUCUCGGACAGCCAGAAAACCCAGGUGAGACACUACAAGACUCUCCAAGAAAUGUACAAGUCUACGAAGCCGCACAAAGCUGCAAUAACUCAUAUGCUGGACCUGGAGUUCGAAUCUCGAAGACGCUUCAUUAUCUCAGAUGUUUUAAAGGAGCAAGACAGACCGACAAAGGUUCUUGAGGCUUACCCAUGUUUCAGAGAAGUGGAUCAUGUCCUGGAUGAACUCUGGAGAAUUAUUCAACCAACCAAUUUGCGGUACAUCUCUGAGGUGAAGGACAGAUGGGAUAGCUUCUAUAAAAAGGUCCAGUUUUAUGGUGUCAUGAAGAAAGCCAUGAAGCCUCCAAAAACUUUGAAUGGAGAGAACAAGGCACCAAUGGCAGGCCUGCCAAUUCUGGUGAUCUCUGGCAAAUGCCAAUCGAGCUGGACGUUGCUGGGCUGCGAGCACAGGUCCCACCAGAGGACAUCUGACCCUCAUGCCUCCCUCAUAGAGUCUGUUUCAGACAGUUUGCUCUCCUCGUAUAGCGGCCUAUCUCCUGGUAUCUCCUCCAUGCUCUUGAGACUCUACUGGGUGACACAGCAAAUCCUGUGA
This is a messenger RNA of Esox lucius (northern pike), 876 nucleotides long. RefSeq lists its product as uncharacterized. The record is from RefSeq and is a predicted model, not a curated record. Bases 145 to 876 code for a protein of 243 amino acids. NCBI's taxonomy places the organism in Eukaryota, Metazoa, Chordata, Actinopteri, Esociformes, Esocidae. The transcript is spliced from 6 exons.